Phalaenopsis equestris is the source of this 2209-nucleotide messenger RNA. RefSeq names its product armadillo repeat-containing protein 8. Gene Ontology annotation, biological process: proteasome-mediated ubiquitin-dependent protein catabolic process. Gene Ontology annotation, molecular function: protein binding. Gene Ontology annotation, cellular component: GID complex. The coding region runs from base 77 to 2077 and encodes 666 amino acids. Lineage: Eukaryota; Viridiplantae; Streptophyta; Magnoliopsida; Asparagales; Orchidaceae. The record is from RefSeq and is a predicted model, not a curated record. The transcript is spliced from 8 exons.
UUUCUUUUAUUAUUAUUAUUUUUUUCCUCGAGAUGCAGAUUAAAGAUUUCUAGGGAUUUCUCGCCGGUGACCGGAGAUGCCCACUAAGGCGGCGAGCAACCGGCCGGAGGACCUAGCGGCGAGAUUAGGGGAGGUGUCUGGAGUGGCAAAGGGAGAAGCGCUCUUGAAGGCUCUUCGGGAGGUGAAGAACCAGAUAAUCGGAAACAAGACGAAGAAGCGCAGAUUCCUCUACCUUGGUGCUGUUCCUAAGAUCGUCUCAGUGCUUGCUGCGGCAGAUUCUGAUGGGGGCGAUCCGGCAAUCAUCGUGCAGGCGGUUGCCGCUAUCGGCAGCUUCGCGUGUGGAGUGGAGGAUGGGGUCCGCGCGGUGGUGGAGGCUGGUGCCGUCCCGCAUCUCAUUCGGAUUUUGUCCUAUCCCAAUGAAAAGGUCAUUGAUGCAGGCGCACGGUCUCUUAGGAUGAUAUUCCAAUCAAAGCUUGCACCCAAAUAUGACAUUUUGCAGAACAAGAACAUGGUGUUUUUGCUUUCACUCCUCAACAGUGACAACGAGAACGCGACUGAACUCGCCGUUAGGAUCAUUGCCCACUCAUGCGAUAAUAAUGAUGAGCAAAAUGCACUCCGUGAUGCUGGAGUUCUGCAGAGACUUGCUCAACUGCUCGAAGGAUCUCUAAAUCAAAGAGUUGCGAGCUUAGGUUCUAUAGCUGCAAUAAUUAGAAAUAACCGUGAAGUUGCCAUGACAUUCGCUUCCAUUGAGAAUGGAAAAGCUUUGAGUGCCUUAACGGAGCUAAUACAUGACCGAUAUCCACGAACAAGAUAUCUCGCCUGCAUGUGCUUGAUUGCCAUCGGACAACUUUCUAGCUAUGCAUGUGAUCUACAAACUAAAACUAAUCUGCUGCUUGUACUCGUUGAACUUCUUGAAGAUUCCGGUGAAGUUGGAGAUGAUUCUCCGUUUGCGCUUUUGGAUAUAAUUACAGACAAUGAAGAGUUGCAACUACAAGCAAUCACCAUAAACGUACUUGAGAAGCUCUGCAACUACUUGGAAAAGAGUCCAAUCCCACUGAGGCGUCUCGAGGGAAUAUUGCUUGCAUUAGCUGAAUUUUGCUCCAAGUCAGAAACAUGCAGAUGUCAGCUAAUUUCUCCUCAGUUCUUGAAUAUCAUAGUGGAUGCGCUAAAGAAUGAGUCCACCGGAGUACGCAUCGCAGCAUGCACGUGCAUAAGGAACAUUUCUAGGUCUGUGAAGAAUCUCUGUGCAGGCCGCCUAUCCAAUGAAAGAGUUAUUGUUCCGCUGGUUCGGCUAUUGAAUGACACUUCUAAUUCUGUUCAGGAAGCCACGCUUGGUGCUAUUUGCAAUUUGGCAGUUGAUUUUACCUCCCAAAAAUCUGCUCUAGUCAAAUAUGGCGGUUUGCCACUUCUUGUUCAGCUAUCCAAAUCGAUUGUUCCUAUGCUAAGGUUAAAAUCACUUUGCGCUUUGAGGAAUCUAAUGUUUAUUGCGAACCGAAUUGGCAAAGAGAACAUCAUUUCAGAGCUCACCAUACCCGAACUGGCUUCCCUGAUUUGUGAUUCUGAGCAUCUCGUACAGGAGCAGGCGAUGGCGCUUGUUAGUAAUCUUAUCCAUGGAUGCGUAGAUUUUAUCAGACUUGUAUUUGCAGAAGAUGGUUUAAUUAUUAAUGCGGUUAUCAGACAGUUGAAAAAUGAUUCAGCAACCCAAGUUUGUAUUCAGCAGGGCAUGCUUUUGCUCUGCAACAUUGCAGCUGGAGAUGAAUCCCAUAAAGACGCUGUGCUCGGUUAUCUCAUGCCUUCAAAAACAGAAGGAUCUAACUCCCUAAUGAUCAGAUUCCUGCAGAGUAAGGAUCAGUUCCUCAGAACAGCCGCGAUGUGGUGCGUACUUAACCUCACCGACCCGGAUAGCGUAAAUUCGCCUCUUCGGGUCAGAAAACUCCAGGAGGAAGGCAUAUUAUUCCAAAUCAAGACUAUGGUGAAUGACCCCUGGUUGGAUUGCAAGUAUAGAGUCAGAAAGGUGCUGGAACAAUGCAUGGUUACUCAGAGCACAAGAUGUGAAGCCCAAGUUGGGUGCAGCUGAAAAACAAGACUUUUGAAGAGAAAGAAUGUUCAGUAUUUUCCCUCUGUUGUGAUGAUUCCAUCUUCUUCUUUUUGAGAAGUUUAUUCGGGAAUGUGUAAAGUUGUUUUGAGAUGAAACUUUCAUUCCUCUGAA